ACAAGAUGACUCGUUUAUUUUGCGACCGCACCGGCUCAAAUUCUCUCUGGCUAAAGCUACAUCCAUAGACAGAAAAAUAUUGAUCAUAGUGUGAAAAAUACCAGAAGUGAUGCUGUUUGGGGAAUCUUCCGCUCAACGCUUCAAAAUGUAAUUCAGCCACCAGACGCCUCGGAAAACAGCAACCCCAGUUUGCUUUGAAUCACCACGAGUUUUGUUGCAUACUAAAGAGGGAAUCUGGAAAUUCCGUUAGCAUUCCUGAGCUCCUUCACUAAAGCCGGUCUGGGGGCUGGAAGCAGGUCCCACUGUGUAUCCCCCACUUGUCACUCCUGUGCACCACACUGGGCUCUAGUAGCCCCUCCAUGCCUGUGAUCCCCAUCCCACGCAGGGUGCGCAGCUUCCAUGGCCCCCACACCACCUGCAUGCACUCUGCCUGCGGCUCGGCGCACACCACCAAGCUGGUGCGCACCAAGUACAACAACUUUGACCUUUACCUGCGCUCCCGGUGCAUGUACAGCUUCCUGCGCUUCUUGCUGUACUUUGGCUGCAGUCUGCUGACCUCCCUUCUUUGGGUGCUCCUCUCUGCCCUCUUCUUCCUGCAGUACGUCAGUGUGCGCGUCCUCCUUCGGCUGCAGUACAAGCUUUCCGUCAUCCUACUUCUGCUCGGACACCGGCGCCUGGACUUUGGCGUGCUCAACGAUCUGAUUAUCUACAGCAUGCACAUCACCAUGUUUCUGGUGGGGGGACUGGGCUGGUGCUUUAUGGUGUUUGUGGACAUGUAGCUACUCAACUGCUGAGAAUGUUGAAAAGACUGAAAGGGAGCAAUGAGGAAGCAUCACACGGCAACUUGAGCAUCAUGUGGUGCAAGACGGGAAAGUACCGGUGACUUUUUUUGCGAGAUGCAACUGUUGCUCAGCGCUCUAAGAUUUGUCGUCCUUAAAAAAGAAAAUUAUGUCUUGCUAGACACUUGAUCCAUUCAACACCAAGUCACAUCACUAUUUCGUCUUUAUAAACAAAACGUCAGGUUUCUGUGUACUUGAUCAUUGCCUACUGGUUUAUUUCCGUUGCUUGUUAAAUGUUUUGAAAAAUUGUGGAAAUAAAUUACCAUAAAAUUGC
Messenger RNA from Gambusia affinis (western mosquitofish), 1113 nucleotides. RefSeq names its product transmembrane protein 250. The record is from RefSeq and is a predicted model, not a curated record. The transcript has 2 exons. Bases 360 to 779 code for a protein of 139 amino acids. Lineage: Eukaryota; Metazoa; Chordata; Actinopteri; Cyprinodontiformes; Poeciliidae.